Molecule: messenger RNA, 2535 nt
Organism: Drosophila novamexicana
Lineage: Eukaryota; Metazoa; Arthropoda; Insecta; Diptera; Drosophilidae
Gene: heph
Product: polypyrimidine tract-binding protein 1
Exons: 16
Coding region: 483-2459 (658 amino acids)
Biological process (GO): regulation of RNA splicing; mRNA processing
Cellular component (GO): nucleus
Molecular function (GO): mRNA binding
Source: RefSeq, a predicted model, not a curated record
AGUUUUGUUUGAUAUUCGAUACAAAAUUUCGUGCAUUUGUUCUCGUUUCGUCUUUUUCGUUUUGUUUUAUUUUUUAAGCUUUUUGGUAUCCUUUUAUCAUACUUUCGCGCGUGUUACGCGUCGUCCUCAUCUGGUCACACUCGUCCAUCCAUCCACACAUCGCUGUUAACGAAAAGAAAAGUGAACACGCGCGUAAUUUUCACACCCCCACCCUUUCGCACCGUACCGCCUCCUUCUUGUGUUUGUGACAUUUUUGGCAUUAUUAUUGCAUUCCACGUGUGUUUCCGUGUUUUUGUUCGCCCGGUCUCGUCCCGUAUUUUUGAUUCGUCGUAAAAUUUUCUCCGUUUCGUCUUUAUGAACGUGUUAUAAAAUUAUUGUGAAAAACAGCAAAAAAAAAAAAACACAAAAAAAUCAAGCAAGGCUCAAAUUUUACGACAUCAAUACCAACAACAACAAUAUUUACCCCGCUGUUUUGUAAGUUUAUGUUGGUAUUGGUGCAAAGAGUUCUUAGCAUGAACCAAGCUGUAAGUUUGCACUACGACGAGAAAGAAAACGUAGCGACCAUGAUGUCCUGCCCCCUACCUAUGCCAUUACCGAUACCGAUACCUUCAAUACAUAAAACUGAAUUCACACCGGUUCACAUUGGAGUCAAGGUAAGGAUCGAUGAACAAUUUCUGUAUAAACUCAAUCAUUUGCGCGGAAGCGACGAACUUUUGAGUCAAGCAGCAGUCAUGGCGCCCGCUUCCGACAAUAAUAAUCAGGAUCUGGCCACAAAGAAGGCCAAACUGGAUUCGAGCACCGUGCUGGCCGGCGGAAUUGCCAAAGCCUCGAAAGUCAUUCAUUUGCGCAACAUUCCUAACGAAUCUGGUGAAUCGGACGUAGUUGCACUAGGCAUACCAUUCGGACGUGUGACAAAUGUCCUGGUGCUGAAGGGCAAAAAUCAAGCAUUUAUUGAAAUGGCCGACGAGAUAUCCGCCACAUCGAUGGUAUCCUGUUAUACAGUGAACCCGCCACAGAUGCGCGGUCGCAUGGUCUACGUGCAGUUCUCCAAUCAUCGCGAGCUCAAGACGGACCAGAGUCAUAAUCAGAACUCGUCGGCGGUGCAGAGCGACUAUCGCAUUCAAUCGCCUGCCGGUGGAUCACCCUUGCCGCUAUGCGCCGUGGCCAAUGUGACCAGUAACAAUGCAAACAGCUCGGGCGACAGCAACUGCAGCACUGUGGCCAUCUUACAAAACAACACGAGCGCUGUAAACGCCUCGGCGGCCGGCAACAAUACCAAUGCAGCCGGUGGACCCAAUACCGUGCUGCGCGUAAUUGUCGAGACUCUGAUGUAUCCAGUUUCGUUGGACAUAUUGCAUCAGAUAUUCCAACGCUUUGGCAAGGUGCUAAAGAUAGUUACCUUCACCAAGAACAAUUCAUUCCAGGCGCUCAUCCAGUAUCCGGAUGCCCACUCUGCACAGCAGGCCAAGUCUAUAUUGGAUGGCCAGAAUAUCUACAACGGUUGCUGCACUUUGCGCAUUGACAACAGCAAAUUGACCGCCUUGAAUGUCAAGUACAAUAAUGAUAAGUCACGUGACUUUACGAAUCCGGCGCUGCCACCGGGCGAGCCGGGCGUCGAUCUCAUGCCCACUGCCGGCGGCCUCAUGAAUACAAAUGAUCUGCUGUUGAUUGCUGCCCGCCAGCGGCCCUCACUAACAGGUGAUAAAAUAGUCAACGGCUUAGGAGCACCCGGCGUGCUGCCACCUUUCGCCUUGGGCCUGGGCGCACCACUCACCGGCGGCUACAGCAACGCCCUGCCCAAUUUGGCCGCCUUCUCGCUGGCCAACAGCGGCGCCCUGCAAACAACUGCGCCCGCCAUGCGCGGUUACUCAAAUGUUUUACUCGUUUCGAAUUUAAAUGAGGAGAUGGUCACGCCUGAUGCUCUAUUUACCCUCUUUGGUGUAUACGGCGAUGUGCAACGUGUAAAGAUUUUGUACAACAAAAAGGACUCGGCACUCAUACAAAUGGCAGAGCCACAGCAAGCUUAUUUGGCCAUGUCUCACCUUGAUAAAUUACGUUUAUGGGGCAAGCCAAUACGUGUCAUGGCCAGCAAACAUCAGGCCGUGCAACUGCCCAAGGAGGGACAGCCGGACGCGGGCCUCACACGUGACUACUCACAGAAUCCAUUGCACCGUUUCAAAAAGCCCGGCAGCAAGAACUAUCAGAACAUCUACCCGCCAUCGGCGACACUGCAUUUAAGUAACAUUCCCUCAUCCUGUACCGAGGAUGACAUCAAAGAAGCCUUCAGCUCCAACAAUUUCGAGGUUAAAGCAUUCAAAUUUUUCCCUAAGGACCGCAAAAUGGCGCUGCUGCAACUGUCGUCGGUGGAGGAGGCUGUGCUGGCACUGAUCAAAAUGCACAACCAUCAGCUGUCCGAGUCGAAUCAUUUGCGCGUGAGCUUCUCCAAGUCGAACAUCUAGAAUCCGACCCGUGGUCAGGUUCACUGAACUUGACUGAGUGCCAACAGCAGCUAUGCACUACGGCAGCAGUUCUUUU